Molecule: messenger RNA, 6146 nt
Organism: Silurus meridionalis
Lineage: Eukaryota; Metazoa; Chordata; Actinopteri; Siluriformes; Siluridae
Product: spermatid perinuclear RNA binding protein
Exons: 19
Coding region: 400-2472 (690 amino acids)
Cellular component (GO): precatalytic spliceosome
Molecular function (GO): single-stranded RNA binding; double-stranded RNA binding
Source: RefSeq, a predicted model, not a curated record
UGGAGAGCGGAGAGGCGGUGUGUGUGUGUGUGUGUGUGUGUGUGUGAGCGGGACAAGGAGCAGAGCGGAGAGGCGGUGUGUGUAAGAGUGUGUGUGAGGAGUGUGUGUAAGCGAGACACGGAGCAGAGCGGAAGGAAAACACAGGAAUCGGAUGGUUAUUUGCGCUCGGGGACGGAACGCAACUCGCUCCAGACCGUGGUGUUCUGUGAAGAAGUGGUACAAAGAGGAAGACGCAGACAAAGUGCAGGUCUCAGUGGUGUAGGGUGUAGUGGGGGGGCUGAGAGGCAAGCGCAUGAGGAAGGGGUAUCUGAAUACCCCUGUCCCCACACACAGCGCUUGCACACAAUCAUACGCUUGCACACGCAACGUAAUUAAACAGAGACACGUCCACCAGCAGCCAUGAGGUCCAUUCGCUCCUUCGGAAACGACGACCGCCACGUCAUGGCCAAACACUCCAGCAUCUACCCGUCCUCCGAGACACUGGAAGCCGUACAGAGCCUCGUCUCUACCGUCGAGCGCGCUCUCAAACACGUCUCCGAUUGGAUGGACCAGUCGCAGGCCGAGCAACCGAACCAGUCCAGUGGGCCGGAGGAGGAGACUGAGGCCAGCGCUGACGAAUCAGCAGAGGAAAGCACCAAUGAGGGCAGUAGCAGCAGCAGUACCGGGGGUGAUGGCAGGGUGCUGUGUGGGGUGAUGCGGAUCGGCCUGGUAGCUAAAGGGCUGAUCAUUAAAGAUGACAUGGACCUGGAGCUGGUACUCAUGUGCCGAGAGAAACCCACACACACACUGCUGAGUACUGUCUGUGAUAAUCUCCCACUGCAGAUAGAGUUAACAGAGGAGAAGUACGAGGUGAAGAGCAGCAUCCCCGAGGCGGCCAUUUUGAUUUGCUGUACAGCAGAACCCAAACUCACCCUGAAGGUCACACUUACCUCUCCACAGAUCAGAGAGGAUGGCGAGUCAGAGGAGCAAGAGAGCGCUGUUGAGGCGAGCGAGCCGUCGGACCUGCUGGAUAGACAGAGGUGCCUGGUGGCGCUGGCCUCUCUGCGACAUGCUAAAUGGUUCCAGGCCAGAGUAAACGGCUUAAAAUCAGGAGUGAUCGUUUUACGGAUUCUGAGGGACAUGUGCAACCGAGUGCCGGCCUGGGAACCGCUCAGAGGAUGGCCGUUGGAGCUGCUGUGUGAGAAGGCCAUUGCGACGUGUAACCGGCCCCUGGGAGCCGGAGAGGCUUUGCGCAGGGUCAUGGAGUGUCUCGCCUCGGGGAUCCUGCUCCCAGGUGGACCAGGGCUGCAUGACCCAUGCGAAAAGGAGCCGACUGACACGCUGGCGGCCAUGACGGACGAGCAGGCGGAGGCCAUCACGUACAAUGCACAGCACGCCCUUCGGCUGAUGGCUUUUGGUCAGAUCUACAAGGUAUUAGAGAUGGAUCCACUUCCCUCCAACAAACCCUCAUCAAAAUACCCCUGGUCAGAUAAAGAAGGUUCAGGGUUAAAGAGGCCCUACGAGGACGGCCUGAUGGACGACAAAGACCUCAUUAAGAAAAUGAAACGCAACCUGCGAAGAGUUUUAGACAGUAAAGCAAUAGACUCCAACCAGCCCAUGAACGCGCUCAUGCGGUUGAAUCAGAUCCGUCCGGGUCUGCAGUACAAGCUCCUCUCUCAGUCUGGUCCGGUUCAUGCUCCCGUCUUCACGAUGUCCGUGGACGUGGACGGAACCAUCUACGAAGCCUCUGGCUCUUCUAAGAAAACGGCAAAGCUGCACGUAGCUGUUAAGGUGCUGCAGGCGAUGGGAUACCCAACAGGCUUUGACACAGACCUGGACUCCAUGAGUGCAGAUGAGAAGUCAGACAGCGAGGGCAAGAGUGAGACAUCGACACACUCGAGCAAUAACACAUCACACUCCACAGACAGCACACUGGAGGUGCGAACUCAGGGUCCUAUUCUGACAGCUAGCGGUAAGAACCCAGUGAUGGAGCUGAACGAGAAAAGGCGAGGCCUCAAAUACGAGCUGAUCUCGGAGAGUGGAGGCAGCCACGACAAACGCUUCGUCAUGGAGGUGGAGGUCGAUGGACAGAAGUUCCGAGGUGCAGGACCUAAUAAAAAAGUAGCCAAAGCCAGCGCCGCCCUCGCCGCUCUGGAGAAACUGUUCUCGGGACCCAACGCUGCCGGCAAUAAAAAGAAAAAAAUCCUCCCUCAGAAUAAGGGAGCGAUUGCUGCCGCCGCCGCCGCCGCCUCUGCUGUAGCAGCUCAAGCCGCUCGAGGAAGAGGGAGAGCUGCACUUGCACGAGGAGCCUUCAUCAGUGCCACUGCACCAGGCUACGUCACACCAGGGUUCGGAAGCCCGUACGGAUACAGUGCUGCAGCCGCCGCUCCUGCAUACGGUGGUCUUUUCAUUGACAAUCCCUUUUACCAGCCGCGGACCAUCGCACCUUUUAUUAUUCACUUGGGUCCUCAAGAUCUCUUCUCUGACUUCUAGAACCAUCAGGUUGUGUGGCUCUAAAGUGUUGUGUAUCGCUCCAGGCUUGCCCAGGCUCUCUCUCUCUCUCUCUCUCUCUCUCUCUCUCUCUCUCUCUCUCUCUCUCUACCUCUAUCUCUAUCUCUAUCUCUGUCUCUCUUAACGCACACUUCCCUAGAAACACUGCACACACUCCUUCCCCCCCCAAACACAAGCAGCUCGUAACGAAAGCAAUACCCGAUUUGUUUGGAUCUCGGCUCACCGUCGAGGACUUUUGGCAAUACACACAAAAUAUAAUUUAUUGAUCUAUUUAAUCUUUUUUUUUUUCUAACGGCUUGAAGCUUUUCCUGAAAUGAUGUGAAUGUUCAGUCGCUGCAAUAUAUUCAUUUUUACUGUAUAUUCACAAGCGAAUAUAUACGUGACUUCUAGAUUAUAAAUACAUGCAUAUAUAUAUGUAUGGUAUAAAUUCUACUAUAAAUAUAUAUGUGUAGAUACGCCCAUGUACGUAUGUAUAUUUCUAUAUUAUAUAUACACUAUAAAUAUGGUUGGUAUAAAUUAUUUUAGAAAGUGAGAUGUAACUAUUAUAACCUUCUAGCGUAUAGAUAAUAGCUUCUCUUCCAGUUUUAUAUCGACAGCGCAGUCACGUCAUCAAUAUUAACGUGCAAUACGAGCGAUCUUUUAAUCUAUAUGCUUCCUCCUCCUUGCGUCUCGAGCUUGUGUGUGUGUGUGUGUGUGUGUGUGUGUGUGUGUGUGUGUGUGUGUGUGUGUGUGUGUGUGUGUGUGUGAACAAACUUGGUUCGACCAAAGCCUGGUGUUUUGGUUCUUCACGUCCUAUUCUACGCAUAGCAAUACAGCACGCUCUCAGCAUCGCACUCAGACGCAGGUUUUUCAGAAAGCACACGCUCGGGGUUUUUAUAUAAAAAACACACAAAGCACAAUAAAACAAACGAGUUGGUGAUUUACUCUGAACCGCAAACCUCAUCCUACGUUUUUAUACCAUGUUUACUAAUAAUUCAUUCACACGACAGCUGUAGAGUCGAGUGCAAAAGUUUGUGCACCCUAGGGACAAAGUGCGCCAUCUAGCGUGUGGGCGGUUUAUAGACGAUGAUGUAAUGAUGGUUGUCUCCUGUAUGCAGACGUUUAUGGAUUUUUCAUUUUAAACACCACAGGAAUUUAUUCAGAGGUUAUUAAAAAUGCCCAUUGGAGCAUCGAACGAGUUCUGCAGAUCAGGUCUUUGCCUCUGCCUUUUGCUUAAUUUGGGUAACUAAUCAAUCAAUUUAAUUAUUGAACAUAUCAGCAAUUAUAUUUCACUUUACACCCCAAAUCCUCCACUCAACUUCACUCCACUCAACUUCACUCCACUCAACUCCACAUUGACGCUGGUAGAACCAUUUACAUUCCCAGUGAAACUCAAACAACAUGUGAACCACAUCUACAGCAACGUUCAUGGUUUUUCUCAUUUCUUUUUCUCGUGUCAGGAUGGAAAUCACUCCACUAAAAUCACUCCACUAAAAUCACUCCACUAAAAUCACUCCACUAAAACUAAAACUUAACAUUUGAUAUUAGGAAUCACAUGGGUGGGCGUCGGUGCAAACUUUUGCCUUCGACUGGUCGAAACACACAUCAUAUAAUUCACCAAUAAAACAAUCACCUCCAGUAAAGUUCCUUAAAAGACCAGAUCAAGAAGUUUCCCUUUAAUAACCAGAAUAAUCACAAUAAUGAUUAGAAUGUUCAUAACAAUAAAAAAUAUGUAAAUAUUAUUCAUUGGGUAAAAUCUAUUUAAUAUUCUCGCUGUCUAUAAACACCAUCGUGUACAUGUACGGAGUAGACUGUAGAGUUUAAAUGCAUAUAUAUAUACAUUAUAUAUAAAUAUAUAUAUAGAGAGAGAAAGAGGAAGGGGGAGGGGGAGAGAGGAAAAAAUGAGUUAUUUGUAUGUUUAUUAGAAAUCUAUUCACUGGAAUGUUGAGCUAAAAAAACACAGAACUCGGGUUCAGGCUGGAUGGAAGUCUGUAGGACACGACGCAUCAGAGGCUGAUCACACUGUCCACAUCCAUUUCCAACCAGAAGAAUGUCUUUAUUUUUGUUCUUUUUGAGGUAAAGAUGGCGUGUGGAUGAGUGUGAGUUCAGUGUGAAAUCAGGAGAGAGAGAGAGAGAGAGAGAGAGAGAGAUGAUCGUCACAAACAUCUCCCUUUCUUACUGCUGUAUAAGGGGGAUCUGUAGGUCACUGUGACCUUGUCAGUAACACCAUUACCUUCUUCUAUUCAUUCCUUGCGUUUGUCUUACCAUUCAUUUAUUCUUCUCUUUUCCAUUCCUUCCUUCAUUCCCUUUUCUCUUUCUUCCGCCUCCCAUUUAUUUUCCUAUCGUUCUUUCUUUCUUUCUGUAUUCUUCAUUACUCAUUUUUUCUUGAAUCUGGGAAAUAUUUUUUUUGUACAUUUUUAUCUUGAGCACUUUCAAUUUUGUUUUCUUUCCUUCAGCAAUCCACCUUUCUGUUCUUGCCUCUUCCCCCUCCAUCAUCACUCUUUCAUUGUUUUCUUCAUCCCCCAAAAUAUUGUAUUUUUCCCUCUUCACCUCUCAGAUCACCUUCUUUUUCUUUCCUUCCUUCUGUUCACAGAGUUCUAGAUUUAUGUCCUUUCCUUCCUACACAUUCAUUCUUUUCUUCCUUUAUCCCCCACUCUGAUCCUACUAACUUUCUCUUUAUAGUCACAUCCUCCUUUUUAUUUUCUCCUCCUCACCUCUUCCUCCUUCUCUCUCAGUCUGAGUAAAUCAGAGAGUUCAGAUGUUCAGCAGCAGGUAGCAGUGAGGGAGUGUGUGAAGUUCUCACAGUGGGGAUUUGAGUUCCUCUCACACCUGACAAACUGAAGCUCUGCAACUUUGACUUCAGGUUAGUUAGAGAUGAAACCACACCUCCUCCUCAGCAUCGUCUGUUCAGCUUCUGACCCUGCUGUAGACCACGCUGUAGACCACGCAGUAAUCAGCCUCAAGGGAUGGUGUCCUUAGAAGAGUUUUUUAAUCACCUUCACUCAGUUUGAUAUUAAAAAUACAAACCAUCAAUGAGGAUGUGUGUGUGUGUGUGUGUGUGUGUGUGUGUGUGUGUGUGUGUGUGUGUGUGUGUGUGUGAUGUAAACUGUGAGCCUGAAGAAAGAAAUUGAGCAGCCUCCGGUUUGUGUGUGAACGAGUCACAGGGAUCACAGAACAGAUCAUUUGAAGUCCCGAUUCGAUCGUUUAUUUCCCCCUUUAGACUGAGGAAUGUACAGUAGAAUGUAUUAAUAUAGAAGUUUAAGUGCUUUUUUUCCCCCUCGUUUGUGUUUCUACCUGUUUGUGGGCGGAGUCAGAUUCAUGGCGUGUUCCACGAUCGCUCUGCUGUAGAUAUCGGCUCAGACUUCGCUCGGGUUCUAAACAAACGACUCCCUUCCAUUUUUUUUAUGUAACUUAAAAAGAUUUCCAAACAUUUACACACUUAUUUACACGUGAAAAUAAAAACACGUGGCGUGGCAGUAGUGCACACGUGCUUGAGUAGCGUGGAAAAAGAGUAAAGACGUCGGCGCUCGAUGUUCGCUAGCUGUGGUUAUUGAUUAGUGAGAAACACCCUGGUGGUCUGUGUGUCACUGUAUUUACUAUAAAAAUGCUGAAACCAUGAAAACUAUCACAUGUAAAAUCUUUUUUAAAGCAAAUAAAUACGUCCUGAUGAUAAACCA